This is a messenger RNA of Meriones unguiculatus (Mongolian gerbil), 5505 nucleotides long. RefSeq names its product melanophilin (gene Mlph). Gene Ontology annotation, biological process: intracellular protein transport. The transcript is spliced from 16 exons. Gene Ontology annotation, cellular component: cortical actin cytoskeleton. Gene Ontology annotation, molecular function: actin binding; myosin binding; small GTPase binding. The record is from RefSeq and is a predicted model, not a curated record. Bases 556 to 2322 code for a protein of 588 amino acids. NCBI's taxonomy places the organism in Eukaryota, Metazoa, Chordata, Mammalia, Rodentia, Muridae.
UCAGUGAAGUUGUCUCUUUAAAGAGUGAGAAUGUAUUCAAGGAGGAAUCGCGCUCUCGAGGACUCACUGUGCCAGCAAGUUCCUCCUCUAGGAGACCAAGGCGGAGUGGUGGCGCCAAGCUGGACACCAAGGUGUGUGCUGCGCUUCCUGUCCCGCCUCGCCUCUCCCAACCAGCUUGGGAACGAGGAGGCUCGGACCUCCACACCCAGACCGGAACCUCUCAGGUCGGCCCCUGGCGUCCGCUCUCUGCUCUCUGCUCUCUUGGCUUCUCCUGUCCCGGCACCGGGGGUGCGCGGUGAUCCCGGAGCUGGGCGGGACAGGGAGUAGUAGCCCAUGUGAUCUGAGCAGGCGGCAAGCUGGGCAGGUCCUGUGCCACAGCUGCCUGGCUCCCUGCACACCGAGCAGUCUAGCUCAGUGCACCCUGACCGGACCCGAGCUUGGGGUUUGUCACUCAGAACCUAAGAGCAACGAGCAGAGCCCAGGACUCCUGGAGCCAGAGCCAGGGGCUGAGCGUCCCCGGGAGAGAAACUGGUGUGGCCUGGAUGAGGUGCAGAGAUGGGGAAAAAGCUGGACCUUUCCAAACUCACAGAUGAGGAAGCCGAGCAUGUGUGGGCCGUGGUUCAGCGGGACUUCGACCUCAGGAGGCGAGAAGAAGAAAGACUCAAGGGGCUGAAAGGCAAGAUACAAAAGGAGAGCUCCAAGAGGGAGCUGCUGUCGGACACAGCCCAUCUGAACGAGACCCACUGCGCCCGCUGCCUGCAGCCCUACCGGCUCCUCGUGAACAGCAGACGGCAGUGUCUAGAGUGCAACCUCUUUGUCUGCAAAGGCUGCAGCCACACCCACCCGGAAGAGCAGGGCUGGCUCUGCGACCCUUGCCACUUGGCCAGAGUUGUGAAGAUUGGCUCCCUGGAGUGGUACUACCAGCACGUGAGAGCUCGCUUCAAGCAUUUCGGGAGUGCCAAAGUGAUCCGGUCCCUCUGUGGGCGGCUGCAGGGUGGAGGUGGAUCUGAACCAAGCUUGGGAGAGGAGAGUGGAGACAGUGAGCAGACAGAUGAGGAUGGAGACCUGGGCUCCGAAGCCCAGGCCCAGCCCAGCAACAGCAAAAGGAAAAAGCGCCUGCUCUCCUUCCGAGAUGCGGACUUUGAGGAGGACUCAGAUCACUCUCUGCAGCCUUGCAGCCACAGCCGGGGCCUUUCCUCAGUCCCUGAGUCUACACACAGCCUGCAGUCCCUCUCAGGUGAGCCCUACUCUGAGGACACCACCUCUCUGGAGCCCGAGGGGCUAGAAGAGGCUGGUGCAGGGGCUGUGGAGAGUCACCCUGGUCCAGGAGAGCAAUCUUACAGCCCUUUACCCUCCGGAGAGGAUGCUCACACUGAACUGGACGAGCCCGGGGCAUCCUGCAAGAGAGCCCUGGGGACCACAGCUAUGCCUGGGAUAGAUGAUGUCAGGGACACACGGUUCCCCUCACAGUACCUGGCUGAUGUGGAUACCUCUGACGAAGACAGUCUUCAGGGUUCCAGGGCGGCCUCCCAGCAUGCCAAGCGGAGGGCCCGGGCUAUGCCUGAAACUCAGAUCUUGGAGUUGAACAAACGCGUGUUGGCUGUGGAGCACAUGCUGGUCCACCUGGAAAACGCAGUCCUGCCACCCUCCGUCCAGGAACCAGCUGUGGAACCACACCCCAGCGCUGAUACAGAGGAGGAGAUGCUCAGGCAGAGGCUGCAGGAGCUCACCAGCAACAUCAGCGAUCCGGGGACCUCGUCAGAAGAUGAGGCCAAGCCGGACACUCUCCACCCGGUGUCCCCAGAGGUGUGCACAGACACAGGACACGUGGAGACACAGGAAAGAAGCCCUCAGGGCCCUGGGAGCCCUACUCGGGCUACAAAGAGCCCAGAUGAAGAGCUGUCUGAGAUGGAGGACAGAGUCGCCAUGACAGCCUCUGAGGUUCAGCAAGCUGAGAGUGAGGUCUCAGACAUCGAGUCCAGGAUUGCAGCUCUGAGGGCAGCAGGACUCACAGUGAAACCUUCAGCAAAGCCUCGGAGAAAGUCAGGCAUCCCAAUCUUUCUUCCCCGGCUUACUGAGAAGCUUGACAGGAUCCCAAAAGAUCCACCUGCAGACCCUGAAGACCAAGCCAGCACACCCGAGGCAACCGCCGUGCCCAACCUCCUGAGGAGGAAGCAUUCUCCCAGCAGUCAAGGCGUACAAGGUGGUUCUUUUGACCGGAAGUCAGUGUACCGUGGCUCACUGACACAGAGGAACCCUAACGGGAAGAGAGGGACAGCCAGCCACGUCUUUGCGAAACCCGUGAUGGCCCAGCAGCCUUAGGGGGAGGCUCCCGGGCACGGGACAGUACCACAGAGUGCUCCCACGCUGUCUCCUUCACAUGGCCUUUCACCCCCACGGGCUCUGUGCUUCUCGAUGCUCACAGCUGCUUGUCAUCAUCACCCAGUGAGAAGUACGGACCUCCUGUGUGAGCCCACCUGUGAGCAGGCAGGCUCGGAGACCUCUAACUCUCACCGGAGCCAGGCCACCUGCCAGCCUGACCUGGGAGAUACAGACGAUGUGACUCAGUUCCCUGACUGCCAAAGGAUACUCAGACACCCUCUCCCUACGAUCCUUCAACCCCGUGCCUAGGCUCUGCUGCACCAUCUUCACAGAUGGAAUGGAAAGAGAUGGUUCCGUGGAGGCCCCGAGCCUGUAUACAUUCCUGACUGCGAGGGAGAGAGGCAGAUGCAAGCGUGUCUGUGGGUAUGAUAGCGAAUGAGGAGGGGUAGAGUCCUCACCCCCCGCCACAGACCUCGUUCUUCAUUUGUCCUUGUUGGGUCACAGGAGCAAAUAACACUGACCACCCCACACCCCAGCAUUUCCAGUGCCAUAACCACAUGGCACCCUCGGUGCCACACGGAAACCAAACCUCUAUCACAGACUUCUGGGGUACAUUACAUAGAGACCUCACUUUUUAGACGGUUCGUGCUUCAAGCGCAGGUUUCUAGCCCACACAGAUGACCGAUUUGGGUUUUAUCAAGAAUUCAGAUCUUCCAAAGCCAAGUGUGUCAGAGCCAGACUUACUGAUGACUACAUACUCGGCCUUCACAGCCACCCCACCUCUACAGGGAGGGAGGGAGAGGGCUCCUCCACUUCAGGCUGCCUCUUUCCCAUCAGCCUCCAUCAUGUUCCAGGAGUCCAGAGAACGCACAGGCCAGAGUCACAAACAUACGAGUGUCUUCUGAGAAUUAACUCCAGGAAGAAACCUCCACUCCUUCACAGAGGAGCUCCACAGCUAUUUCCUGUGUCCCAGCAAAGUGCCGCAAAACAAGCUAAUCGUGACCACAGGAAAUGUGUCCUCCGAAGUGUCAGAGGACAAAGGUCCAGUCAAGGAGUCAGCAGGACCUGCAGUUCUGAGGGGUGGGUGCCUCUGCCUGCUCCUGGGGACAGCCACACAGAUCGGCACGGCAGCGUGUUCCGUAUGAUUGCUGUAUGAACAGAGACAUGUGUGCUGAGAGUUGCAGUCACCCCAGUUGACCUUGGCUUCAGGUCAUGACCUUACGGUCCCCGUCCUCGCCUUCAUGUCUCCUGGCCUUGCAUGUCUCUGAAUGGCCGUCCUCUUCUCAGGACAGCCUUCCUUGAAUGCUGGUCCACCCUUACCCAGUAUGACUGCCUCAGUCAAUAUGCUUGCAAAGACCCUAUUUCCACAGAUGACUGUUUCCUGAGGUUCUGGAUGGGUGUGAACCGGGGAGAUACUAUCUGACCCACUACAAUCGUGAGAGUUCAAAGACCUCAAAACUUGGCAGUGUACCCCAAAUAGAAGGGUCCUCAUCGCUCUGAUGAAAGCCUGAGGAAGACCAGUGGGGGGCACUGGCCAGGGAGUCCUGUUCAAGCGGGGCUCCCCUCACUGCAAGGAACAGAAAUCCACUCACCUAGGACUGUGGGAAAGGCACAGAGCUUUCUCCUGCAGCCCAGGGACACAAAUGAUCCAGCUUCGUGGGGAAGGGGUACAGGUGAUGGGGGACACAGGCUCUGCCUCCCCAUGUAACCCUGUUCGUCUUGUCUGUCAGCUGUUCAGAAUUCCAGGCACUGUCCUAUGGUCAGGGGCUUGUCAGCCACAACUCUGUGGUUACUCCACUCUGCCAGCCACAGCUCACUCUUCCAGACCCCAGGGAACAGUUACUUAGGGCCAUCUGCUUCCUCAGAAAUGGCCACCUAAAGCAGCCUAUGCCAGAUGAGAAAUCCCUCUCCUGAGCCCAAAGCUGGUUCAGAGGUCCAUGGUUCUCCUGUCCUGACAUCCUUGGCCCAUUAAUAUAAGAUGCGGGAAAGACUCCCUGAUCUCCUGUCAACCCUCCGUGCAACCCAGUUCUCAUCUCUGAGGUACCCGGGUGAGGCCUGCAGCUCUGUGGGGUGCUACAACAGCAGUACAGGCCACACCCCACCGGCACUCUGCCACCUGCCUCUGGAACAUCUCCAGCCCAGCCAAAGCACCCCUCAAGUCUGCACACCCUUUGCCUGGUGUCAUCAAGUACUGGUGAGGAGGCUAGGCUGAGGACCAAGAUCCUUGUGCUGCCUCCCACGCUGCCUGCCGGCCCCCAGAGGGACAAUAUAUCCAUUCUACACUUUGGUGAAGCUACUUUACUAAAAGUAAAAUUCUACACAGAAAGCCGGGGGGGGGGGACCCACAAUAAUAUUCAGGGUACUCACUCCAGCUCCCAAAGUCUCACAGCAGUCCCCUUGGGCCCUAGGACUGAGCCACCUCCAUUUCCCAUAGGACGCACCUCCAAGACAGAAGCACGCUCCACCAUGGCAGUUGUCACCAAGGUGGGAGGCCAGACUUUCACCAUUGCUAAUGCCUCAGCUAGCCACAGAUAGAACCAAGGCACCAAGCAAAUGUUUACAGCUCCCAUGAGCCUGAUCUUUAGGCUGUGCCCACCUCCUUCUAGAGUAUUCUAUCAUAUCCACCUCUUACCAGAUCUCCCAAGGAGCCCUCUGACCAGAGAGCCCUUCUCCACGGAUGAGGCAGGCAGCCAUGCUUGAGAAAAUAGGUGUUGCAUUGACCAAGUGCCCAAAGAGUGAGGUGGCAGCCUGAAGCUCUUCCUGCAAGUCUGGUACCAGGUGGCUAGGAAAUGGUCCCAGGGAGCACGCCCGCUCUGCCUCUUCUCUGCCAUAGUUCCUUCAAGAAUGCUCGAUUGCACGUAAGUAGUAGUUCAUAUACUCUGUAACAACUGACACGCUCCACGUUGAGCGGCAGACUGAUGCAUGGCUGUCUUCAACAGCGCAGACCCACAGAUAUUUUAACAAUCCCAGGAGACAAUGAAAAAAGAACGAGGCUCAACACCCGCAAGCAGGCUGAGGCUACCCAGAGGGCUUAGGGGACUCACAAGAGUGAAAACCCACAGUGAAAACACUGACCUUUUCACAAUAUCUGGGCUCUUUUCUCUAUUUUUUUGUGUGCACCAAUUUCUUUCUCAUUGCAUAUAAAUUGAUUUUGCAGACAAAUAAACUUCCUUUUAAAAAGUU